Exaiptasia diaphana is the source of this 856-nucleotide messenger RNA. RefSeq lists its product as uncharacterized. Lineage: Eukaryota; Metazoa; Cnidaria; Anthozoa; Actiniaria; Aiptasiidae. Gene Ontology annotation, molecular function: protein binding. The record is from RefSeq and is a predicted model, not a curated record. Gene Ontology annotation, cellular component: SCF ubiquitin ligase complex. Gene Ontology annotation, biological process: SCF-dependent proteasomal ubiquitin-dependent protein catabolic process.
AUUAAGAGAUCAAACUAGCAUUAAUAGUCUUCCAGACCACAUACUACGUAAAGUCUUGAAUUACCUGGAUAUAAGAAGUCUAUGUAGGAGUUCACAGGUGUGUCAGAGGUGGAGAUACUUGUGUCAAGAUGGCAGUAUAUGGAAGAAAAGGCUCAGAAUGAUAGGUCUCAGUGAAGGGAUUGUCAAUCUGCCAAGGAAGAUAGAAACUCUUGCAAAGAAUCAGCAUGUUGACUGGAAGCAGGCUUACUUGGAAGUCAGGAAUUUUUAUAAUAAGGGCAUGACAACAACACUUGUAGAACAGCAAGGAGUGCCUACUGACAAGGAAAUUAAGGAUGAAAAGAUUGGGGAACCGUUGUUGUUGUUUUCUUCAGCUCCACCACAGCAAACCAUACAGAGAUUGCAACAAACACCCGAUAAACCAGACUCACCAAGUGGACAUGARCUAGUUGACAUUCUUAUUGUAAAAACCAUGAAUAACAUUGGUCCUGUCCAAACACCUACAACUGCUGACCAGCUUCAACGUAAAGCAGAGUUUGAAAGCAAAGCUGAGGAUCAGAAUGACCUGACUGGAGGUAACCUGAAAAUGCUUGCUAAAAGCUUAAGACUUUUGUUAAAGCAGAAAGAUGAGCCAGAAGAAGAGGUGGCAUUGGAUAUUAGACCAGCUUUAGUACAAGCAUCAAACUUAUUGGUGAGUUCUAAUCUUAUAUCAAGAGAUUGUUUGUUUUURUACCAUUAUUACAUCAAAUACAGUUGUACAUACUUAUUAAAAGGGAAUAAYGCAGUACCAACACAGUCAGUCAAGUAUUUCUUUCUGUACAUUUAUAACAUGAAUCUGAUCUUGUUUAUAUCGAUCUAA